Molecule: messenger RNA, 5244 nt
Organism: Anguilla anguilla (European eel)
Lineage: Eukaryota; Metazoa; Chordata; Actinopteri; Anguilliformes; Anguillidae
Product: neuroligin-2-like
Exons: 10
Coding region: 1708-4242 (844 amino acids)
Biological process (GO): neuron cell-cell adhesion; chemical synaptic transmission; presynaptic membrane assembly
Cellular component (GO): cell surface; postsynaptic specialization membrane; synapse
Molecular function (GO): neurexin family protein binding; signaling receptor activity
Source: RefSeq, a predicted model, not a curated record
CUCUCAACUCCGAGGGUCUUCAUGCGCGAGGGACUGAGCCGAACGGCGAAGGCGACAGACGCGCUUUCCCCCCCUCUUUUUUCACCUCUUUAUUCAAGAGCUGGCUUCACGGGGACGGUUUCAACGGGAGGAUAGAUUAACAGAGAGAACAGGAGACGGACAGAUGCGUUAAACUGGAUACGCUGGUGAGAGAUUAACGGCAAUAUUAGCGGUAAACACGGGAAACGCGCUGGCUGCCGUGAGGUGCCCGGAAUAUCAACUACCACCAAGGACCCCGUGAAUCGCAAUCAAUGUACGAUUGAGAGAGAGAGGGCAAGAGAGAGAGGUGUAUAUGCGUGUGUGAGAGAGCCAAGUGUAUGUGUAUAUGAGAGAGGGAGAAAGAGAGAGAGAGAGAGAGAGAGAGAGAGCGCGCAGCUUCCUCUUUGAAGCCGGGCAGCCGAGGAGCCACGAAAUAUUGUAUCGGUAUCAUCAAGCCGAAGAGCAGGCGGACACCCUCAGGCAGCUCGCAAUUUGCCCUCCCGAAGGAGCCGGAGGCUCUGCUGAACACCAGCGAAGAAAGGCAUUGUGGAUGUUUCUAAAAUAGGUAAUCUACCUGCACUGAUUUUUAAAAGUCUGGGAUGCCCUAAACGAAGAUGAAGACCCUGGAGUAGGCUCUCACUCUUUUUUAUCUGAGAAAAAUCACCAUACGAGGGAGAGCGAGAGGGGCCAAACGAGAAAUCUGCCUUCCGAUUUAUAAUUUUUUUUAGUUAUUUAUAAAUUUAUUUAUUUUGUGUCGCAGCGGUGGUGGGAACUGUUGUGGAAUAUGCGUUUCCGCGGAAAAACGAGACGAGCCACAUUUCAGGCAUCAACUUAGAGCCGACGAGGCUUGGACCCGCGGGUUUCCUGUAUCCAGAUGUAAAGAUGUGGUAAUCAAACUGUGCAUCGGAGAGAGAGAAGGGUGUUGUCGGAAAGAGGAAAGGGGGGUAUGACAUAAGAGGUGUUCUUUUCGGAAAGGGGGCAGGCUGAUUGAGAGAGGAGAACACGAAUUGAUGUGCGAAAGCGCGAGACGCGUUAGGUCUGAAAGAAUAUUCCCCAAAGGAAAGGAACAGAAUACCAAAACCAACGUUUUUUUUAAACCGAGGACACGACAAAAAAUUGUUGUGUCUUUUCUUUUUGUUUUUUGACACGAAAGCGGAUCUGUGGAACCCGUCGCGGAAAUCUGGGAUUAUUUCGGACCAGGACCUGUUGCCAUGCUCCUGAGUGGUGAAGCUGCACUUUGACUCAUCGUGAUGGGAUUUCUCUCAUAUCAUCUCUAAUAUCUCAGAAUAUGCAGGAGCUGAGUGGGGGGGUUAACCCCAUGGUGACACAAUGAGGACCGCGCACAGCGAUGGAACGUAACAGAGCGCCACGCCCACUUCUGCUCUGCCCCGCCCCCUGGCCACGCCCGUUCUGAGCCGGCACUCCCACGGCAAGCACAGAUGCAUUACCGCAGCAACACAGGUCCACACACCCCCCUCCCCUGACUGCCCCCACCUCCCCGGCCCUGUUUUACCCACAAUCCCUCACUCCAGCAGCUCCCCCGAGGGGGAGGGGGGGCAGGGGCUGCUUUCCUCUGUUUCCCACACCUCUUCUGUUUCCUGUGCCUCUCUCUUCCCUCUGUCUUUCCUCUCCUCCCUCGCUCUCCUCCUUCUCUCCGAGCUUCGCUGGGGCAACGUGAUUGGCCCAGCCAUGCCGUCCCUGCCGCUGCGCGCGAGGGGGCGGGGCCAGUGGCGGCUGUGGGACGCCUGCCUCUUGUGGCUGCUGGGCGUGGUGCUCCGCCCGGUGCUAACGCUAACGGCCCCGCCCGGCAGCCCCAAACACCCGACCGUCUCCACCAACUACGGGAAGCUGCGCGGGGUGUGGCGGGAGCUGGCCAGCGAGAUCCUGGGCCCGGUGGAGCUGUACCUGGGGGUGCCGUACGCCAGCCCCCCCGUGGGGGAGCGCCGCUUCCAGCCGCCCGAGGCGCCGGGCUCCUGGCCCGACGUCCGCAACGCCACGCGCUUCGCCCCCGUCUGCCCGCAGAACGUGCACGGCGUGCUGCCCGAGAUCAUGCUGCCCGUCUGGUUCACCGACAACCUGGACGCCGCCGCCGGGUACUUCCAGAACCAGAGCGAGGACUGCCUGUACCUCAACAUCUACGUGCCCACCGAGGAGGGACCGCUGACAAAAAAACCUCCUGACCCAGCAGCCAACCGGCCCCGAGAACAAGAUAUUCGUGACCGCAGGAGGAAGCCGGUGAUGAUGUUCAUUCAUGGCGGCUCCUACAUGGAGGGCACAGGGAACAUGUUUGAUGCCAGCGUCCUGGCUGCCUACGGCAACGUCAUCGUGGUCACCAUCAACUACCGGCUGGGUGUGCUGGGUUUCCUGAGCACGGGGGACCAGUCGGCCAAGGGGAACUACGGGCUGCUGGACCAGAUCCAGGCGCUGCGCUGGCUGAACGAGAACAUCGUCCACUUCGGGGGCGACCCGGAGAGGAUCACCAUCUUCGGCUCCGGGGCGGGGGCCGCCAGCGUCAACCUGCUCAUCCUGUCCCACCACUCAGAGGGCCUGUUCCACAGGGCGAUUGCGCAGAGUGGCUCAGCCAUCUCCAGCUGGUCGGUGAACUACCAGCCGCUGAAGUACACUCAGAUCCUGGCGCACAAGGUGGGCUGCAGCGGGGGGGAGGGGGCCGAGCUGGUGGCCUGCCUGCGGGGGAAGAGCUUCCGGGAGCUGGUGGACCAGGACAUCCAACCCGCCCGCUACCACAUCGCCUUCGGGCCUGUGGUGGACGGGGACGUCCUGCCCGAUGACCCCGAGAUCCUCAUGCAGCAGGGGGAGUUUCUCAACUACGACAUCCUGAUGGGUGUAAACCAGGGGGAGGGGCUGAAGUUUGUGGAUGACAGUGAAGGGGAAGACGGGAUCACGCCCGCCAGCUUUGACUACACCAUCUCCAACUUUGUGGACAACCUGUACGGCUACACAGAGGGUAAAGACAUUCUCAGAGAGACCAUUAAGUUCAUGUACACGGAUUGGGCUGACCGGGAGAACACGGAGAUGCGGCGUAAGACGCUGCUGGCGCUGUUCACCGAUCACCAGUGGGUGGCGCCGGCGGUGGCCACGGCCAAGCUGCACGCCGAGUUCCAGUCGCCCGUGUACUUCUACACCUUCUACCACCACUGCCAGAUGGAGGGGCGGCCGGACUGGGCGGACGCCGCGCACGGCGACGAGAUCCCCUACGUGUUCGGCGUGCCCAUGGUGGGCGCCACCGACCUCUUCCCCUGCAACUUCUCCAAGAACGACGUCAUGCUCAGCGCCGUCGUCAUGACCUACUGGACCAACUUCGCCAAGACCGGGGAUCCCAACCUGCCCGUGCCCCAGGACACCAAGUUCAUCCACACCAAGCCCAACCGCUUCGAGGAGGUGAUCUGGACCAAGUUCAGCUCCAAGGACAAGCAGUACCUGCAUAUCGGCCUGAAGCCGCGCGUCCGCGACAACUACCGCGCCAACAAGGUGGCCUUCUGGCUGGAGCUGGUGCCCCACCUGCACAGCCUGCACCAGGAGUGCGUCUCCACGGCGACGCGCCAGCUGCCCGGCACCACGCGGGCGCCCUGGAACGGGCAGGGCAAGCCCCCCCGCACCACGCGCCAGCCCCCCGGCACGCUGCCCCCCGACCCCGAGCCUGAGUCCGAGCGCCCCCGCUUCUCCCCGUUCCCCAGCGACGUGCGCGACUACUCCACCGAGCUCAGCGUCACCGUGGCGGUGGGCGCCUCCCUCCUCUUCCUCAACAUCCUGGCCUUCGCCGCGCUGUACUACAAGCGGGACCGGCGGCACGAGCUGCGGCCUCGCCGGCUGUCGCCCCAGCGCGGGCCCGCCAACGACCUGCCGCACGCGCCCGAGGAGGAGCUGAUGUCGCUGCAGCUGAAGCGCUCGGAGCACGACCCGCACCGCGACCUGGAGCCGCUGCGCCCCCACGACAUCCUGCGCCCCACCUGCCCCCCCGACUACACCCUGGCCCUCCGGCGGGCCCCUGAGGACCUGCCGCUCAUCACGCCCAACACCAUCACCAUGAUCCCCAGCACCAUCAGCGGCAUGCAGCCGCUUCACGUCUUCAACGCCUACCCCGGCCCCGCCCCCACGCCCGGCCCCGCCCCCGGACACGCCUACCCCGCCCCCGGCUCCACCCCCACGCCCACCUCCGGACACAACAACACCCUGUCCCACCCCCACUCCACCACCCGCGUAUAGUGGAGCUGCAGAGCGGGGCGGGGGGGCGGGGGGCGGGGGGCAAGGCUGUGGAGAGGAAGCUCUCUUCAUGUUCCUCUUUCAGAACUAUUCGCCUCCUCUUGCUUCUCCUCCUGCUCCUCCUCCUCUCUCCUCCUCCUCUUUCUCUUCUACUCACACUGUUUCCUGCUGCUGUCGUGUAACAGAGGGUAGGGGCUGUGUUGUUUUCGGCAGGGUGGGAAGGGUGAGCCUUUACAGCACCUGGACAACAACGAUUAAAUUUCAGUCAAAUAUAAUUUACACUGAACAUUUUACAAAGAAUGUGUCACAGUCAGCUUCAUGGAGGACCCUGGCCUGAGCACACACAGGACAGGGGUGGACCCUGGGGGGCGAGAAGCAGACUCUGUCGGGGGGGGUGGGCAGCAGGGGGGACGUCCUCCUCUGCCCGGCCCGGGGGUCACAGGUGUGAUCAGGUCAUUUCUCCACCUGAUCAGUCCAGAAUCAAUUCCCCAGCACACUCAUAUGUUCUCUGUAAUAAUUAUAAUAAUUCAUACUCUGUAAUGAUUAUGAUACUAAUAAUACAACUUAUGAAAUAAGAAGACACACACACACACGCACACACACACACACGCAUACACACACACACAAACGCAUACACACACACAUGCACACCCACACACACACAUCAGUGAGUCACAGCCAUGCUUACUGUUGUUUCUUUAGUUCCUGGAUGACCUCCUCUGUGUUGCUGACUGGCAGAAUGUAUUUGGUCUGAGUGGCAGGUUGUGCCCCCCCCCCCACCCCAAAUCCUUCUCUAGCCCAGCUGGGCUUUAACAGCCAAGUGUCCCCAGGACAUGUAAAUGGGGGGGGUUGUGGGUGUGGUGUUACUCAGCCAUGUGCCUGUGCCGUGAGAAUGCUGUCUAACCCCCCCCCCACUUACGAAUUCAUAAUCCUACAGUUUGACCCACUUUAUCUUUAAUCUGAGGAGGAGGAUUUGAAAAAGGAGAGAAGGUGCCACCCCCCCCC